Messenger RNA from Exophiala aquamarina CBS 119918, 1176 nucleotides. RefSeq lists its product as uncharacterized. Lineage: Eukaryota; Fungi; Ascomycota; Eurotiomycetes; Chaetothyriales; Herpotrichiellaceae. Gene Ontology annotation, cellular component: nucleus; cytoplasm. The transcript has a single exon. The record is from RefSeq and is a predicted model, not a curated record. The coding region runs from base 1 to 1176 and encodes 391 amino acids. Gene Ontology annotation, biological process: peptidyl-arginine methylation. Gene Ontology annotation, molecular function: protein arginine N5-methyltransferase activity.
AUGGCAGCGGAAGUGCAAAAUUCAGAUAUCGGCAUAAUCCCUUCUGACAGCAUCCAAAAUAUUCUAAAUGCCGCAGCACACCACAAUCUCCAGAGUCUAGAACGGCUGGUAAAUGAAACUUCAUUCCCAGAUUGCAAAGCAGUUGACGUGCAGGAUCCUGCUACAGGGUUUUCACCAUUGCACGCUACUAUCUAUGGAAGCACUUCCCAUGCUAAUGGUACGGAGCGUGAACCGAUUUCUAUUGAAGAGCGAGCGAUCGAGAUCGUGAAAUUUUUGUUGGAGAACGGCGCUAUCUGGAAUCAACUGGACAGAAAUGAUGAGACCCCCGGUUGUCUAGCAUACCGAUUGGGUCUGGAAUCUCUUUACCAACUCAUCGUCGAUGCAGGGGUCAGGGCCGAGAUGCUCCUGACUCGGCUGGAAGAGUACGAGAGACUUGAUGAGAGUGAGGAAGGCGAUAUUCUCGAAGAUGAUACUGCUCCUCCUACUGAAUCCGUACCUCGAGAGCAUCAUGAAGUUAACAGCUCUACGUACCUCUCGUCCACAUUGUCUAGGAGUGGCAAUAUGCUGUUGGAUGAACAGCAGAACGGGGUGAUGAUGGCAUGGGAAAGCAAUAUUAUGCUGAAGUCCGCCGAUGCACUCCUACCUCGAUCGGGCCUCCAAAUUCUUAACAUCGGCUUUGGCAUGGGCAUUCUCGAUACACAUAUUCAGAAUCACGCAAACAAACCUGCAAACCACCAUAUUGUUGAAGCCCACUCAGAGGUUCUAAGUGAAAUGCAAGCCACAGGAUGGAUGGAUAAACCAGGCGUCGUCAUUCACAAGGGCAGAUGGCAAGAUGUUCUUCCGGCCAUUGUGGCGCAGGGAGUUACGUUCGACGCGAUUUACUUCGAUACCUUUGCAGAGUCGUACGGCGAAUUCCGCGAGUUUGUCUCCGAGCAAGUGAUCAGUCUUCUUGAUCAAGAAGGGAGGUGGUCGUUUUUCAACGGUAUGGGCGCCGAUCGCCAGAUUAGCUACGAUGUGUAUCAAAAAGUUGUCGAGCUAGAUCUCUUCGAGUCAGGAUUUGACGUGGAUUGGGACCUGAUGGAGCUGCCAAAGCUGGAUGCCGAAUGGGAAGGUGUACGCAGGAAAUACUGGAAUGUCAACAGUUACCGACUUCCGAUAUGUAAAUUCAUGGAAUGA